AUGACAGAUACAACCAUUAAACAUAUAGCUACUACUUUUCCGGUAGAUGUUGAAGCAUUGAAACCAGAUCUCAAAUUUCAUCGACGUCGUUCUAUAAUUCGUGACUUCAGUCUUAACACUUCAACUCAUGGUAUUCCUGGCAUUGUACGUAGUCAAAGCAUACAAAAUCGUAUUUUUUGGGUGGUGUCAUCAUUAGUUUUUACUGGUAUUAUGCUGUUCUUUGUUGUUGAAUCAAUAAAGGAAUAUUUCAGUUUUCCAACACAAACAUCUGUAUCCUUUGCUGUCGAACGUUCACAAGCAUUUCCAGCAGUCAGUAUUUGUAAUUAUUCACCAGUUCGCUUUGAUAAUUUUAUUGAACCUUUUAUAAAUUUUACCAAUUCACAUAAUUUGACUAAUACAACUGAUACAAGCACUAUUUCUAGCGAACAAAGUAACCACAUUCGGAAAUUCUUUCAGAAUUUAUUAAUACAUCGUGAGCCUGUUGAUAAUUAUUUUUUUCCUCUGAGUUCAAUGUUAAUGUCUUGUUUCUACAAUGGUGAACGUUGUCAAACUACUGAUUUUAUUCCAUUUUUGUCAUCUUCAUUUGGUCAAUGCUAUACAUUCAAUGCUAAAAUGAAAUCAAAUGAAAGUCGUGUUCGAAGUACUACUGAUGGUGGAGGUAUCGGUAAACUUGAAUUACAACUCUAUGCACACAGCCAUCAAUAUGUUCCAUAUAUUGCAGAGGAUGUAUCAGUUGGUAUGGUGGCUAUGAUUCAUGAUAAUACAGAAUUACCUCUCAUAGAAGUAGCUGGCAUUCAACUUGACCCUGGACGAAGACACAAGUUAAGCUAUAAAAAGAAAACGUAUCAAUUGUUAUCAUCUCCAUAUUCUAAGUGUACAACUAAAGUUCCUCUCAUUAUGCAAGCAAUGUUUAAACGAUAUGCAGGUGCUGAUUAUGCUUAUUCACAAGCUCUAUGCUAUAUGUUAUGCAUACAAGCAUAUGUAUAUUACCAAUGUGGAUGUAUAGAUCCACAUCAAUGGCCUGCUAGAUCUAUUGUUUUACCUGGUUCAGAUCAAAUCAUUGAAGCACCUCUUUGCAAUGCAAUGAAUGAAUGCUAUACGAUUGCAACAGCUCGUAUUACAACUACAAAUUCGAUUUGGGAUCAGUUUUGUUCUGAUUGUUCACAAGCAUGUUCGACUGUAGAUUUUACUAUUACACCAUCAGCAGUAUCAGCUCCAUCUGCGGUACGUAUACCUGAAAUUAAAGAAUUUGUUGAAAAAUCUGGCAUUACAUUACCGAAAAACUGGACAACAACAUGGCAAUCAGAAAUUCAAAACAACUAUGUUGGUAUCAGUGUUGUUUGUGAAACAAAUCGAGUUGAAAAUUAUACACAAGAUGCGUCUGUUAGUGGUGUUGAUGUUCUUUCAAAUGUUGGUGGUCAUACAGGUUUAUGGAUUGGUAUUAGUUUUUUAUCAAUAAUGGAGCUGGUUGAAAUGCUUUAUCGUCUUAUUCGAUAUCAUUAUUAUAUUCUAGAAGGAAAAAUACGAAGACGAAAUGAAGAACAGGCAUAA
Rotaria sp. Silwood1 is the source of this 1551-nucleotide messenger RNA. The record is from the annotation of a GenBank genome assembly. Lineage: Eukaryota; Metazoa; Rotifera; Eurotatoria; Philodinida; Philodinidae.